AUGGCGACACGCCGAUGCUUCAUUAGAAGCAAAUCGGCAUGUAUUCUAUUCGCGCUAUUUAUUACUCUUUGUAGUUUACCCUGCAACCGCGCGCAGGUCACUACAGAACCGACUCCAGCAAUCCCGCAGCCGCAGGACGGCCGGCCGACGCCAUGGCAGCCGGGUCAGCGACCGCCAUGGAUGGAGGGGGGGCUGCCGUUCCCGGAGCGAAACGGCAAUCAUUCGGACCCUCUGGGCGGCAAUCUGCCGUGGGAGGAAGGGCGCGGGCAGAAUCUCGGGUACCAGCCUGUUCCGGGCGCUUCGCAGGGCGCCGUGCAGCCGAAUCCAAGCGCGCCGAGCGAGACACCGGCGGAUCAGCAAUGGGGAGAUCCGGAGGUUCCGCCUCCGCCAUCGCCUCCGCCGUAUCAGCCGGUGCCGUUCGCGGAACCGCCUCCCGCGGCGAACGCGAGUGCGCGCAUCGAGGAUGUGGGCGUGGUGGGGUCGGUGGUGGGCGACGAGCUGCCCACCACGUGCGGCCUGACGGAUUACGUCAGAAUGUCGAAGCCCUGCCAAGACGGCAAGCGCGAAGUGACCUACGUCAAAGUGCGCAACUGCACGGACGCAUUCCCCGACAUCCCCAUGCGCAACGAACCAUGUGUGUGCACGCCGGAGGACUACGAGCCAAAGUACUUGGAGAAUGGCGGCCAGUGCUACCUCUCUUACAUCGGCACCAACUGUGACUCGCCCAGUGGCGGCGGCCUUCCUCAGAUCGUCGUCGACCCCGUCUACUGCAGCAUCAGCUCGACGCGCCCAUGCGGGGAGGCGGACAUAAAGUCCAUCUACGGGCAGUGCGACUACAUCCGCGACUCCAUCACGGGCCAGAAGCUCUCCGUCAUGCCCGCUGUUGAGGUGAUUUACUACUUCGACAAGGAAUGCAAUCCCUAUGCCAGGGGAGCCGUUCCUCUGCCGCCCAACACCUUCAUUCCCUGCGACCACAAGUGCGGGGCGGGCCACAUUCUGCACCACGACGACUGCCAGAUCUGCCCUGCAGGCACAUACAGCACAGCGGGUGCGCUGGUGUUCAACAAGUUCUACCAAGUGGACCCCAAGUACUUCAAGACGGAGUGCAAGUACAAGAACGCGACGGGCAUGUGGCCAUGCGAGCCGUGGUAUGCGGACGAUGGCGCGCUUGAGGUGGGCGCAUACGACUACAUGAACGACUGGAACCCCGACGUGUGUGCGUCUGACAAGGCGUACAACUGUCACAACAACGUGCGCUCCACACUCUCCCUCGAAGUCGACCUCGUCCGUGAUGGGCACGUGAGGUUCAACUUCACAGUGAGUGCGGAGAUGGGGCGGGACGGGCUCUCCUUCUUCAUCGACUCGCUCUCACAGCCCGCCAUGGCGCUCGAGUCCUACCAGUUUGAGCCGCGCGAGGUGGUGUUCCCGCUCACCGCGGGGCACCACACGCUGGUGUGGCUCUACUCCAAGGACCAGCGCUGGACCAAGGGGGAGGACAUCGCGACUCUCAGGUUCAUAGAGGUGGACGGUAUUGGUUUUAACGACUUUGCCUGCACGCCCUGUGAAGCCGGCUUCUACAGGUGUGGUGCAUGGAUGCAUUCAUGGGGGCAUGUGGGGGAGCACAAGGGUUAUGCAUUCAUGGGGGCAUGUGGGCAAGGGAGCACAAGGGUUAUGCAUUCAUGGGGGCAUGUGGGCAAGGGAGCACAAGGGUUAUGCAUUCAUGGGGGCAUGCGUGCAUGGGGGAAUGAUGUGGGGUUUGAUUCCUCUACAGGUGUCCCGGCGUCACAUACCCAUCCUCUCUCGCCGUUCUCCCACCCCACCCACGUCCUCCUCCCCUGCCACCUCCCCCUUUCCCCGCCUCUCUCCGUCGAUGCCCUUAUCUUAUGA
Molecule: messenger RNA, 1887 nt
Organism: Closterium sp. Yama58-4
Lineage: Eukaryota; Viridiplantae; Streptophyta; Zygnematophyceae; Desmidiales; Closteriaceae
Source: the annotation of a GenBank genome assembly